Cynoglossus semilaevis (tongue sole) is the source of this 2143-nucleotide messenger RNA. It is a transcript of the gene aplf, whose product is annotated as aprataxin and PNKP like factor. NCBI's taxonomy places the organism in Eukaryota, Metazoa, Chordata, Actinopteri, Pleuronectiformes, Cynoglossidae. The coding region runs from base 159 to 1547 and encodes 462 amino acids. Gene Ontology annotation, biological process: double-strand break repair. Gene Ontology annotation, cellular component: site of double-strand break; nucleus. The record is from RefSeq and is a predicted model, not a curated record. Gene Ontology annotation, molecular function: 3'-5' exonuclease activity; protein binding; DNA-(apurinic or apyrimidinic site) endonuclease activity. The transcript has 11 exons.
AUUUAGUAGGACGGCAGGCUUAUUCCCUUGGAAAUCGUUGCACAGGAUAAAAACAUUAUAUUUUAUUUCGAAGGACCGGAAGUAGCAAGUGCCAGAGUGCGUUAGCAACUUGUUGGAGAGGAACUUCCGUGAGCGAGUUGUCCCGCCUGUUUAUCAGCAUGUCCGAUUUUGACCUGGUGCCAGUGGACGGUGGAGCCGCUGUUCACCUGCCGUCAGGGGAGACGGUGCUGGGCCGAGGCCCCCUGUUGGGAGUCAGUGAUAAAAGAGUAUCACGAACACAUGCACUGGUGGAGAAUCUGAAUGGACGUCUGCGACUCAAAUCGACCCACGUGAACCCGUGCUUCGUCCAGUCGUCCAUCACUGAUGAACCUCGACCUCUCACCAGGAACUCCUGGUGCCCCCUUCAGGAUGGAGACUUGUUCUCCCUACUGCCCGGACACCUAAUCUACAAGGUGGUGUCUGUGGGCGGAGUCACUGGCACUCGCAGAACGGGUCGGACUUAUGAAGAAGACAAAGAGGAGGAAAAGGAGGAAGAAUUUCCCAGAUCUAAGACUGUAUUAGAUGUGGACUUAAUUCAUCCAAUACCAAAGAAGAAUGGACAGACUCAGCCUCAGGUGGAGGAAGAAGAAGAAGAAGAAGAAGAGGAGGAGGAGGAAGUUCCUCAACGGCCCUUAAAGAAGAAGGAAGAAGCUGCCCUCAAAGAGAAAGUUGAUGACGCUGUAGUCACUGUUCCUAACGUAAUGAGGAGGAGAGUCCUACCUGCAUGGAUGAUGGCGAUCGCACCGACACAGACCUCGGCUUUACCACACAAAGUUGAGCCAGUCAAGAAACGAAAAGUCUCAGAAAAGAGUCCAAUCCCUGCCACCGUCUCGCCGGAGAAGGUGGAGUUUAGUGAGGAGGAGGUGGAAGAGGAGGAACGGCCAAGGAAAAAGAGAAGGAAUGAUGAGAAAGUAGUGUUGACACCUCCCCCCGCUCCAGUUGUUGCUGCUGCAACAGUGACACAAGUGGGCGAAGUCAGUGAGUCUGAUGAUGAUGAGGAGGAGGAGAACAGGAAGUGGGUAGGUGAAGGACAGGUGAAUGAAGAAGAAGACUCUGUUGGGUUGAGCGCCGCCUCUACUCCAAAAAAACCAAAACCGAGGACACCGUGUCCGUAUGGGAAGGACUGCUACAGGAAGAACCCGGUCCAUUUUCAGGAGUGCAGUCACCCCGGGGACACUGACCAUGAGGAGGAGGACGAGGAGGAGGAGGAGGAGGCAGAGCUUCCUGAAUGUCCGUACGGCACCGACUGCUACAGGAAAAAUCCUCUUCACAGGAAAGAAUACAAACACUCAAAGAGACCGGCUCGUGCUGCACGAAACGCCGCCCAGAAGAAGCUCAGCCGGGACGAGGACGAAGAUGAGUACGACGACAGUUUCAUCGAUGACGACAGCGAGGACCUGACUGGAGAGGACUCGGAUUAUGUCCCUGUGGACUCAGAUGACAGCGGCAAAGAAGACAUUAAAAGACUGCAGAAGGAGGCCAAGGUUUUUUUGAAGAGGAAAAAGUAGAAACUCCAUGUUUUUUUGUAGUUUGAUCUGAAAAGCAGCUGAUGAACAUAAACAUUUGGAUAUAAGAAAAUCUGUUGGAUUCGUCACUACACCUCUCCCAAAUAUUAGGUGAGAAUAUUUUUUUAAAAGACUUUUUUAUAAAGUAAUUUUAAAAAAGCAUGGUCUAAUUACUAAUGACAGGAAACUGGUAAUCUUCCUUUAGUUUGUAAAGAAACACCAGCUUCUCAUUGUCCUCUAUGAUCCUCUGUCCACACACUUGUUUUUGAAGAACUUUUCAUUGCUUCUGUGCAGCUUCACAUCUGUAUGUAUGUUUGAGUUUGUCCUUGUUUUGUUCUUUGUGAGGAAAGAAAUGACCAUUUAGAAAAUGAACAUAUAUUUUUAUUAUUACAAAUGAUACAUUUCUUUAAAUGAUAAACCUGUCGUGCCUACAGUCGACGUCAUUUCAACAAUCGAGCAGAAAUAGGAAACCUAAAUAUUAACUCAAUAAUCAUGACUUUUCACUUCACUAGUUCACAUGUUUUUGAAGUUGUUGCUAACUAAUUCUAGGUACUAGUCAAUAAUAAAGCGUUGUGAUCUGUUUGACUGCUGCGUCUGCA